ACAGCAGCACAGCUUGGCGCGUUAAUACUGCAACAACCGUUUUGGACGUGCGUCAUCCAUUCAGAAUGUAGAGCCAGAACCAUCCGUUAAACAAUAAAUAUGUAACGUAUUAAACAACAAACCUACAUCGUUUAAAUGUUUAACUAGCCAUGUAGCUAAUUACGAUUACAGAAGUUGCACUUGUUUUGGAUUUCUGUCGACUUGUCGACCUCUGUUUACCGUGUCUCCCCAGAUCCGGAGUAAAGAAGAAAAGCAGGACACUCUCGUGCCAUCUGAGACCCCCUGUCUAAGUUCAGACAGCACAGUUGUCAGCACCAUCCACCAUGAUGAGCGCCCUGAGUAUUCUGGUGUUUUACAGAGACUCUGAAUCUCUGGACAACUGUAUUCAGAGCACGCUCUCCGCUCUCUACCCUCCAUUUGAAGCCACUGCGGCCACCGUGCUGUGUCAGGUGUUAGACGUGGUUGAGACGAAAUACCGUGGAGACGGACUACGCUACAUCAUUGACUUCCUGGUGCCCGCUAAACACAUCCUACAGAGCAUUCAACAGGAUGCAUGCUUCCCAUACUGUGGUUUCCUGUUUCGUCAUGAGGGCUGGCCGCUGUGUGUCCAUGAGAAGGUCAUAAUUCAGCUCUCAUCUUUGGACUGGCGUGUGUUACGGCCCAGCGACUUCUACUUACAGGUGACGCCAUCGCCCAAAAGCCCCCCACGCAUCACGGUGAAGUGUCUGGCAACUAGUGGGCAGCAUGUGGAGGAGCUGGACGUGCCAGAGCUAGCAUACACCUCUUUAUUCACAAUGGAUUGGCUGGACUCCAUCAACCGGGAGAGGAGUGUGGUCAGAAAAGCCACCCUGGAACACUGUCUUUUAUCAGCGGAUAAUGAUAUUUUUAGGGUACCGUGGGAGGAUAUUGUUCACCCGGAGUUUAUCAGCAGGCCCCCAAAAGUUACAGAAGUAGCUGAAAGUAGAGGGGUGGUCAAGGAAGUUGCCAACAGAGAGGAAAGGGACUCAGACGUAGAUCAAGAAGACAACCCUGAGGAUAUACAAUGUAGGAUUUUUAUUGACACUUCCACGGACCAAUCGGGGGAGAUGGACUGUCAGAGCAAGGGGGUUAAGCUCCUUCCUGCUCUCAGUGAGAUCAGUAAAGAUAGCAGUGGACAGAGCUCUAGCAGCACGGCAGAGGAUUCGGAGGGAGAGUAUGUGGAGCUAGCUGAUAUCUCCUUACCACGCUUUUCCCCACAGAAGGGCUCUCUCACUCAAGCCAUUAGCAUGAACUACAGAAAUCUACAUAAACCACAGACUUCUACUCAGCCUAAAGCCAAACCAGAGCAGAGUUUUUUGAAGAAUGGCGCAUGCUCACAGAGCAUGGUGUGUGCUAUGCUGAUUGAGGAAAACCUGAGUGAUACCUACCAGCCUGUGAUUUUAACCCCCACUGCACCUGCAGAGGCAGAACGUCAACUACAGCAGGUGGAUGGGUCUGAGCGCACCUGUGCUGCAGGUACAGCCUCCCGUGACAGUGUGUCUGAGCAUGAGUCUGAGAGAGAGUUUGUGUCUCAAAACUCUGACUGUGAUACUGCUCCACUUUCUGAUACAUCAACAUGUAACACAUCACAACCAGACAACAAUCUAGUCAGCAUAUUACAAACAGACAAUAAACCAAUCAAUACAUCACAACUAGACAGCAAUCUAUUCAGCACAUUACAACCAGACAGUAAACCAGUCAACACAUCACAACUAGUCAACGAGCCAGUAAAGACACCACUAUCAGACAUUAAACCAGUAAGCACAUCUCAGCAAGACAACAAACUAGUCAGUGCAUCACAACCUGACAGCAAACCAGUUGGCAGAGCACAACUAGUCAGUGAGCCAGUCAGGACAUUGCAUCCAGACGUUGAACCAGUAAGCAUUGGUCAGCUAGAGAACAGUCUAGCUAGCACGGCACAAUCAGACAGCAAACCGGUCAGCAUGUCACAACUAGUUAAUGAGCCAGUCAAGACUUCACAACCAGACGUUGAACCAGUAAGCAUAUCUCAACCAGACCUUAAACCACUAAACAUAUCUCAACUAGACAACAAACUAGUCAAGACAUCACAACCAGACCAUAAACCAGUAAGUAUAUCUCAACUAGACAACAAACCAGUCAACACAUCACAACUAGACAAUGAGCCAAUCGAGACAACACAAACAGACAUUAAACCAGUAAGCACAUCUCAACUAGACAACAUACUAGUCAGCACAUCUCAACCAGAGAGCAAACCAGUCAACACAUCACAACUAGACAAUGAGCCAAUCAAGAUAUCACAACCAGUGAUCAAACCAGUAAGCACAUCUCAGCUAAACAACAAUCUAGUCAGCACAUCACAACCAGAUAACCAACCAUUGCACACAUCACAACUAGAAUGUGAACUAGUUAGUAUAUCUUUACCAGAUAGCAAACCACUCAAUGCAUCACAUCUGUACAGCAUGCCACCAAGUAAAUCACAAACAGACAGCCAAACAGUUCACGUGGAGCAACAAGACAGUGAAGUAACUAGUAUAUCACAACCAGAGAAUGACAUGUUGUCUUGUACUUUAGAGAGGGAAAACUCAGAACAAGUUUCUCCGGCUAAAAUUGAACUUGUUGUGUUUGAUCCUGCUGCAGAAGCAGAAGUCGUAUUUGAAUCUAAGCAGGUCCAAGGUGAUCAUGGCCUGGACGGCUGUUGUGAUUUGCAGAAUUGCAAAGUGUUGGUUUCUGAACCUCUAACUGUCAGUGUGUCUUUACAAAAACAGACUGAGCAAACAGAGCACAGCCCAUGUCAGAUACACAAACACAUCCAAACACCACCUGAGCAAGUGCAUGAUCUUUUUGCGACAAAAGAAGACCAUCAAGCAUUUUGUAACAGUAGCCAUGACAAGAAUGAAUCUGAUGGCGAUUAUAGUUUGAGUGCAGAGGAAGAAAGUGGGCCUGUUUCGGCUGCUCCGCAAAGCGAACAGGUAACUUUGGCCUCCGUCACCACAGAGCCUGAGGGGGAUCCAGUUACACUCAUUUCACAGGGUCAGGUGAGGACAGAGUCCCACGAGAACAGAAACAGCGAGACUGAGGUGGAACUCCAGACAAAAGAAGCACAUGCAGAAAGAGAAGUAGUGAGAAAUUUACCUCGUAAGGAGGAAGAAACAGUAGAAAAGAAAAGCAUUGGAGUGACAGAAAGCAAGACAGAGAAUGAUAUAGUAGCAGUUUGUAAGGCAGAGGAAGUUGAGACUGCUCAAACAGGUCUGGUAGAUGCCACACCCAAGUCUGAUUCCAACGUUCAAGUUCAGGAGGAGGGCAGCUCCUCUGUAGGAACAGAUGAGAAGAAACAAACCGAUGUUGAAGUGAAGGGGUGGAGGAAGAGGAGACCAAGGGCAUUACUGAGUGAGCAAGAGGCCAUAGUGACCAGCUAUUCUGAAAAUAGAGUCGAGGCAGCAUGCAAUCAAGUCCUUGAUCCAGACGCAGAUGUGCUGAACACAAAUGGACACAUGCACACUCAGGACACACCUACCACCGAAGAAGAAGGGCAAAAUACAAAGGAGGAGGAGGAGGAGAGAAAGGGGGAAAAGGAGGAGAGGCAAGAGAAUGAGGUUACUUCCUCUGUGAAUGGCUCUCCAGCAGGGCAUCAGCAGCAAGCAGACAUGGAGACUCAUUACCAUCAGCAGGAAGAGCAAGCAUCCAGUCAGGAAGUAGACAGCAUUGUUUCUCACCUGUCUGCUAAAACCCAAAGUGAAGACCCCUCAGCAGUUCCUUCACCACUGCCGCCCAUCUCCCAGAAGACCCAGCCUGUCCAGAGUGAGGCUCAUGACAUCAAUCCUGAUGUCCUGAGCUCAGGAGUGCUGUGUCUGCCUGGAACAAGAGAUAAAUCGGGCCAUGCCCUUGUGACAGUGACCAUGAGAAACACUAUCUGGUUGAAUCCGCACUGCAAUAGCGGAGAGCUGGUGCGGAUCAUGGUCUACUUCUUCAGUACACUCAGGAAGGAAGUUAGUGCUUUGGGACUGACUGUCCUGGUGGAUGCCCGCAGGUUUUCUCCCGUCCCCGCCCUCUUUAAAUCCUUCAACAUCCUCCAGGAAGCCAUGCCGGGAUGCAUCCAUACAGUACUGCUGCUGGCCGACAGAGAUCUGGCUCUACGUAUGGAGAAAACCACUGCUAUACAGGUGGAGUUGUUGACAUCGCUCAAGUCUCUCUAUAAGCAUGUGGACAUCGCUCAACUCCCCACGGAGUUUGAAGGCACUUUCCCUUAUUCCCACAGCAGCUGGAUCUGUUUCAGAAUGAGGCUGGAGCAGCUGACCAGCCACUGUGAGAAUGCUGUGAACCUGCUUCAGAACACCAUCAGCAAACUGGAGUCCACAGUGCUGCCACCUACAGCAGAGGAGGCACAGAUCUUAUUGUGCAAGUACAGAGAGUUGAUGAGGACUGUUCUGGAGGACAGCAGGUUGGUGCGGCUACAGCUGGAGGGAGGAGCCGCUCUGUCCCGUUUGCGAAAAGAGGAGACCAGUGUCAGUCUGACAGAGGACUACAGAGAUGCCAUCGAGAGUGCAGGCUGUCUUUACAACCAAGUGGACGAGUUGGUUCACAGACUGGUGAUGCUGUCCAACAAAUGCACACAGGAACUGGAGUUCAUAAUGGAGUUUAAGACUCUGGAGGAGGGAUUCAGAGAGGUGAGUCAGUGGAUAGAAGAAGUGGGCGAGACUCGUCUGCAGACACUGAGUGAGCUGGAAGAUUCAUUGGAGCAGUUACAUCAUAAACAGACUGUCUUCAGAGAAUUUUACACAGCUGCAUAUGAGCACUGUAAGAGCGGAGAAGCUCUCCUUAAGCGCUUAGAGAAGUGGGAAGACAUCUCUUCUGCGGAGCUGCAGGUGUACGAGGUGAAAGUACGCUCAUUCUGGGUCCAUCUACAUGAUUUCUCCCAGCGAGUGGAGGAAACCAAGGAUAAAAUUGACAAGACUGUUCGACUUUACGAGUUCUUUGACAAGGCUUAUGAAUGGGCGCUAGAGGGCAUGCGUCAUUUGGCGUGUGUUAGUAUGGAGGAAUGUGGCAUGUCUGAGAAGUGUCAGAGCGUGAUCACGUGUUUGGAGACCUAUCGCAGUCAGCACCCCCCAAUCCCCGACGCACACUUCCAGGAGAUGAAGGACCUCGCUGGGGAGCUGAAGAGUGAACAGGGACUCAAGCAGUGGAAGUUUGCCUGGUCCAAGUGUCAGGAGACCAAGCAGAUGUUUGAGAAGAAGCUGGAGAUGGCCCUGCGCACCCGCCGCGAGAGCGACUCUAAAUCAGCGAAGGGUGACUCCUCUCGCCGGAACUCGGACUGUAGUGCUAAACCUCAGGAGCGUAGCAGUAGCAUCUCCUUCUCAUGUCGGAAAGCGUUUGGUGGAGGCUGGGGCAGGGACAGACUUUCCUCACAGUCCAGCAUGUCCUCCAGUCCUAGCAGUCCUUCAGGCAUUCGCAUGGACACCCGUGACUCUGUCCGAACCCCAACAGGAAGUUCAUACAGCAUUGAGCACAGAAUCCCCACAGCACCCUCUGUGGGUCGCUUUGGUCACCCCUUAACCCCCUUGGGAAACAGGCCUGAGAUACAGAUCACUUUCCCAGGUGGGCGCUGGUCCUCUGGCUUUGAAGUGGUGGGGAGCCUGUUUGUGUUCUGCUCCUCCACACAGAAGAGAUGGAUGGAUAAACUACGCCACAUCGUAGAUGAGAUGGUAACAACGGAGCGGGAAUAUGUGCGUUCUCUGCGGUACAUCAUUGACAACUAUUUUCCUGAGAUGGAGCGCGCUGACCUGCCACAGGACCUGCGGGGAAAGCGCAGUGUCAUCUUCGGAAACCUGGAGAAGCUGGUGGACUUCCACAGCCAGUAUUUCCUGAAAGAGCUUGAGAGCUGCUGCAAUCAUCCACUACGCGUCAGCCACUGCUUCCUACGACAUCAAGACCAGUUCAGCCUGUAUGCUUUAUACAGCAAGAACAAGCCAAAAUCCGACACACUUCUGGCCAGCCAUGGAAACAGUUUCUUCAGGCAUAAGCAGCUAGAGUUGGGGGAUAAGAUGGACCUGGCGUCGUACCUGCUGAAGCCCAUCCAGCGCAUGAGUAAGUACGCCCUGCUGCUGAAAGACCUGAUCAAAGAGGUGAGCGAAGUCCAGGAGCAGGAGCUAAUGUACCUACGUGCCGCCGCUGAGAUGGUCAAAUUCCAGCUUCGCCACGGCAAUGAUCUGCUCGCCAUGGACGCUAUCAGAGAUUGCGAUGUGAAUUUAAAGGAGCAGGGGCAGUUGGUUCGGCAAGAUGAGUUCACAAUUUGGUAUGGCAGGAAGAAGUGCCAAAGACACGUGUUCCUGUUUGAGGAUCUAGUGCUGUUCAGCAAACCCAAACGUAUUGAGGGUGGCCUAGAUGUUUACAUAUACAAGCACUCUUUUAAGACGGCUGAUGUGGGUAUGACAGAGACGUCGGGUGAGAAUGCUCUGAGGUUUGAGGUCUGGUUUAGGAGGAGAACUUCAAAGAACCAGACCUACAUUCUACAAGCAAGCACUGCCGAGAUCAAACAUGCCUGGACCUGCGACAUUGCACGGAUACUAUGGCAGCAGGCCACGAGAAAUAAAGAAAUUCGAAUGCAGGAGAUGGUCUCUAUGGGGGUGGGCAAUAAACCCUUCCUGGACAUUAAACCCAGUGAUGCUGCUAUCAACGACAGAGCCAUUGACUACAUUAUGAAAGGCAGAGGGGCCAGGACGAGAGCCUCCAUUGCCGUCUCGCUUUUUGAUCACUCAAACCCAUUCAAACGAGCUGCAGUAAACACUCCCGUUAGUGGCCCCCCAGUGUCCAGUGGCCCCUCCUCGUCCACGCUGCUGGGGCCCUUGAAUCUGCAUAUGUACAGCAGUCAAAGCCUGUUAGCAGGGGAGAGACCUCUCAUCAGCCCCUGCAUCGAGGAAGACGAGCUGGAGCACGAGACCAGCAGUCAGCCGUCUAUGACUACAGAGAGUUCGGGUUCGUCAUCUCACUGUCUGUCAGGUAGUGGCUCGAGCGGAUCAGACAGCGGAUGUGUGUCCAGUCACCUUCCCGAGGCUUUGUCCGAGGAGCCCAGCUCACCGUGUGACUCCUCCUGUUACUCCUCCAUCACCUCUCCCACCCAGGAGAAACCCUGCUUUAACAGCCAAUACAUCUCAGCGGGAGAAGCUCAGGUGAUUGGUCCCUCAACUAUAGUGUGAGCUCAGUAACCACUGCUGCAGUUUAAGACCUGUCUGCUUCAGACUGCGAAGACAACGUUGCCGCACCGAAGAGGAGUACAGAGCUAGUAUUUAUUGUUCCCAUUGAGUGCCAGCAAAUCUCACGCAGAGUUUAAAAAGCGCUCAAAAUAGCACUGUUUCUCUUUUUCUUUUUUAUGCCACUUUUAGCUUCAAUAGCUUUUAUAUAAUUUUAAAAAUGAUCUAUAAAACUGAAUAAAUAUUCUUGUAUUUAUCUUCUUUUCAAAUGUUAAGAGACAGUAGUGUUCUCAGCUGUAUUAUUAACUGUAAAUACUGUAGUAGUGUACAAUACACUUCUGAACUGUUGCGGUUAUUCAGUUCCAACUGUUGUUGUUGUUGUUGCCCAUUUUGCUGCAAACUUCAGCUGGUUUGAUUUAGAAAAAAAUGCCUUAAUGUUAAAAGUCAUGGCUAGAUUUCUAAGCAUCAGUACACUAAAGGUGUUAAGCAAUGUUUAAAGCAUUUGUUGUAGAGUUUCUGUUCUUUCUAGUGUUUCAAUAGUUUGUGGACCUGUAGUCAGUCGAUAUGCUGUAUGAUAGCUGGCCUGAUACAGAAUCAGAGAGCAUUAAUUCAAAUCAUACAACUGACCUCAGGUCAUCUCUGCCCAGCACUGCUGCCUGUUUGGAGAUGGUGAGAGUUUUCAUUUCAGUUCUCUUAUUUACAUUAUUAAGUAUAACAAAAUACAACAUGUAAAUUGUAAAUAGUUGCACCAGUGGUGCUUUGAGGACAUAGCGUUUAGGAAGUAAUGUUUAUACAUGUAUUAACCAGUCAACAUGGGAAUCACUCAAGUGCCAUUCUUUGUUGCCAACCCAAAUUGGAAGUGUACAAACAAAAGAUAAUAAUAAUAAAAAUUUGAAAAAAAAAACCUUGCGAGUUCCACUUCAAGCUGAAGCAUGAGUAUGUACUCAAGUGUUUUAUUUUUCCAUCUUAACAAGUUCACACAGAAGUAAUAAAGACCAGAUUGCUUUGUACCGAUAAA
Messenger RNA from Onychostoma macrolepis, 8202 nucleotides. RefSeq names its product pleckstrin homology domain containing, family G (with RhoGef domain) member 4 (gene plekhg4). NCBI's taxonomy places the organism in Eukaryota, Metazoa, Chordata, Actinopteri, Cypriniformes, Cyprinidae. The record is from RefSeq and is a predicted model, not a curated record. Gene Ontology annotation, molecular function: guanyl-nucleotide exchange factor activity.